AUGAAGGUUAUAACAAUACUCUCGUUUAUUGGUGGGGCGUCAUCGGCCUUGGCAGUCAGCCUCCGACGACAGUCUGACUGCCCAGCCAUCCACGUUUUUGGCGCACGGGAGACGACCGCACCGCCUGGGUUUGGAUCGUCCCAGUUGGUGGUCAGGAUGAUCACAACAGCAAACAGCGGUGCAACCUCUGAAGCUAUCAUAUACCCGGCCUCGUCGGACCCGUCGUACGCUAUAAGCGUCAGCGCGGGCAUUGAAGCUGUGACCAAGCAGGCAACUGCAUUUCAUCAGCAAUGCCCCGAAUCAAGAAUCGUUAUGGUCGGCUACUCGCAGGGAGCUCAAAUCAUGGAUGACGCUUUCUGCGGUGGGCCCGACGGAACCAGUCUCAAUACAACUAUGUCUCUUGUACCGAAAGAAGUGGGCAACAUGGUGGCAGCGAUCAUCAUGAUGGGGAAUCCUCGCCACGUCGAUGGACUGCCGUUCAAUGUGGGGACUGCAGUCGAAGGGGGAUUUGCUGCACGCCCGGUAGGCUUUCAGUGUCCUGCCUAUGCGAGCAUCAUACAGUCCUAUUGUGAUGCAACGGAUCCAUUUUGCUCAAAAGGUGUCGAUGCAGCAUCGCAUCAGGCUUAUCCGAUGAAGUAUGGACAGCAGGCCUUUCAAUUCGUUCAGAAGAAGCUGAACGCAACUGUUGGCACAUCCGCAUCAAAUAGCACGAGGCCAGCCUCAAGCGAAGGUGUCAAGGUGCACGACAUAGGUUUUACGCAACUCUUAGCCGCUACAAUCCUUGCUCUUUUGUUCAUGGUAUGA
Messenger RNA from Neoarthrinium moseri, 804 nucleotides. RefSeq lists its product as uncharacterized. The record is from RefSeq and is a predicted model, not a curated record. Bases 1 to 804 code for a protein of 267 amino acids. NCBI's taxonomy places the organism in Eukaryota, Fungi, Ascomycota, Sordariomycetes, Amphisphaeriales, Apiosporaceae. The transcript is spliced from 3 exons. Gene Ontology annotation, molecular function: hydrolase activity.